Molecule: messenger RNA, 1932 nt
Organism: Cladophialophora yegresii CBS 114405
Lineage: Eukaryota; Fungi; Ascomycota; Eurotiomycetes; Chaetothyriales; Herpotrichiellaceae
Exons: 1
Coding region: 1-1932 (643 amino acids)
Biological process (GO): homocysteine metabolic process
Cellular component (GO): cytosol
Molecular function (GO): [methionine synthase] reductase (NADPH) activity; FMN binding; flavin adenine dinucleotide binding
Source: RefSeq, a predicted model, not a curated record
AUGUCAGCCACCGUCGCCACGGGGCAGCCGUUGCCUCUGACUGCCCAUUCACACCCCAGCGAUCCUAUUCCUGAAGAACCCUCCGACACGAGAAAGCUCUCCAUAUCGGCCUCUCAGUUCUCUCAAUCCAUACCGUCCAACCAUGGCCUCUCCAGCUCCUACUCCGACACGGCCUCAACCCUCGACACUGAACCCACCACGCCUGUGACGGACGGCUUAUCGGAUGACUCGCUAGACGAGUUGCAGGACAAACUGCCACAGGGUCCGCAAGGCAAGAAAAGGAGGGCAUCCACCUUGCUCGUCUCGCAGGACUCAGAAGAUGCACGACGGUUUCUGGGUGAGAGAGGCGCGGCGACUGCCAUGAUCCAGAAAGCGUGCUGUGGCGGAGGUUGCUGUAUGCUUCAGGAGUUGAAGUCGAAACAGCCUCGCGAAGGGUCGAUACCCCUGAAAGUGCCUGACAGCCCGGCGUAUCAGAGCCUGAAGAUCAACUUGGGACACCUGAGCCUGGACAGCGAGCUCACCGGCGUGAUCGACCUGCCCCCGAAGACAGCCUCCUUCGAAAAUCUGGCAAACAACCCCUCGAGAACAUAUGCUGAACCGCAAAGGCAGCACAAACCUGAGGUGCUCAAACAUCCCCCCAGUUUUGUCACACCGCAUCCGCCCUACCAAGUGUUCUCCGCUCCCCUGUUCCACGCGCGUGAAUUGACAAGGCCCGGCGCAGAGAAGAGAACGUACCACUUCGACAUUGACGUUACUGACUACCCUGAGGAAGGCGGUGACGUCGAUUUCGUGGUUGGAGGUGCCAUCGGCGUUUGUGCUCCCAACUCACCUGUGAUAGUGGAUCAGGUGUUUGACCUAUUGGGCGUUCCAAGAUUUGUUCGGGACAAGCCGAUAUUGCUGAAGACCGCAACCGGAAGAUGGCCCACGAUCUGGGGUGACGAAGCCGCCAGGGAAUUGGUCACCACGAGAAGAGAGUUACUUACCUGGUGUUCCGACAUACAGAGUUACCCACCCACCAAGCAGCUCUUCCGGCUUUUGGCCGAGCAUGCCGAGGACCCCAGCGAGAAGAUGAUCUUGAUGUACUUGUCUUCGGCACAAGGGCAAGCUGCCUUCUGUGAUCUCCGAACUGGCCCGUACAUUACCAUUCCCCAAAUUCUCAAUGCGUUUCCGUCCUGCAGACCACCUCUCGACCACCUCCUUUCCGUUCUCAACACUCUGAUGCCUCGAUUCUAUUCGCUCUCGCAGGAUCCGACUAUCUCCUGCCAACGGGAUGGCGCAAACCGUCGCCGACUCAUCGAGAUUGCCGUGACUGUGCACGAAGCCGAUGACUACGCCACCGGAAAGCGAACUGGCGUGGGUUCCGGAUUUCUUGAGAGAUUGGCCCAACAGGUAAUGCAGGCAGAGAAGGAGGGCAAGGACCCUCGCGAGCUCGACCUCAGAGUCCCAAUGUUCCGGGGCUUGAUGGCGAAUCCACUCGCUAGGGAAUUUGUCAGCGACGGACCCAUGCUUCUCAUCGGCGCUGGAGUGGGUGUUGCUCCUUUCCGGGGCUUUGUUCACCGCCGGCUCAAGUCGGCAAAUUGUGCGAACAAGGUCUGGGUCCUUCAGGGCGUCCGCGACAGUCUUCUCGAUGAGCUGUAUUCUGGUGACUGGGGGGUGCACGAAGACAAGGUCAAAAAGGUUGUUCAAUCUCGUCGCGGCGAGGGACGAUACGUGCAAGAAGAGGUCCGCGCCCAAGCGGACUUGGUCUGGUUCAUCGUCAAUGCCGUGGACGGGAGAGUCUUUGUCUGCGGAAGUUCCAAGGGCAUGGGCGAGGGCGUGGAAGCCGCCUUAGUCGACGUGGCCAUGGCGAAGGGGAAGUUGAACCACGAUGAAGCGAAGAGUUUUUGGGAGGAGAAGAAGAAUUCGGGUCAGUAUAUCGCAGAGACGUGGUGA